AGGCAAAACAGAGUCCCAAUCUCACAAAGCUAUGCAAUCAAAAAUCAAUUAUUUCUUCAAGCCCUCGUCUCCUUCUCCCAUCGCCACCUCAGUAACACCAGACACCACAGACGAUAGCUUAGCCGCCUGGGAGAACAAUCGGAACGUCAUCGUCAACACCUACCAGCGUCGAUCUCCCAAAGCCGUUAGAAGUGAAGUGCUUAAGGAACCCAUCGGAGAGAGACCGAGGAAAGGACCUAAGACACUGAACAAGAAGAAGCGUAGCUGCUAUACUCAGUUCCACUUAGAACUGGGCCAAUCUGACUUUCUUUUCAGACAUUGCGUAGAGUGUGGAGCUACGUAUGCUCCUGGAGAUGAGUUAGAUGAGAAGUCCCAUCAAAGCUUUCACAAGGACUAUACGAACGGAAUCCCUUUUAAGGGUUGGCAGAACGAGAGAGCCUUCACGUCGCCUUCUUUGGGCAAGAACCGUAUUGUUGUGGUGUUGGAAAAUGAUUCUCCUGCCCAUAGAAACAAGGUGCAAGAGGUGGUGAAGAUGAUGGAGGUUGAGCUAGGUGAGGAUUGGAUUCUUCACAGAUAUUGUAAGGUUUAUCUACUCGUUUCCUCUCAGAGGAUCUCUGGAUGUCUAGUUGCAGAACCAAUCAAGGAAGCAUUUAAGAUCAUAUCUCGUCUUGAUGAUGGAAGACAGUUAAAGAAAGAGAGCUCCUCGCCUUCAACCACCAUUCAUUUCGGAAACAUUGUGUUGCAAAGACAAGUAUCUAAAAGAUGUCGAGAAUCAGAUGAUAGAUUAGAUAACGGAGCCACUGCAUGUGAAGAAGAAGCUAAACCGGCUUUUUGUGGAGUUCGAGCUAUUUGGGUCUCACCUUCCAACAGGAGAAAAGGCUUAGCUACGCAGUUGCUCGACACUGCGAGGGAAAGCUUCAGCAGUGGAUGCAUUUUGGAGAAAUCUCAGUUAGCAUUCUCACAACCAAGCUCUUUGGGAAGAGCUUUUGGAUGUAAUUAUUUUGGAACAUCAUCUUUCUUAGUUUACAUAGCUCAACUAUCUUUACCAGGCCCAGUACUGUAGACAGGCCCAUUGAAAAGUAAAUUUCAAUUUUUUUUCUUAGUGAUAAUUUUUAAAAGAUGCCAAUACAGACAAGAUCUCUGACAAA
Messenger RNA from Raphanus sativus (radish), 1148 nucleotides. Its product is annotated as protein CHROMOSOME TRANSMISSION FIDELITY 7-like. Lineage: Eukaryota; Viridiplantae; Streptophyta; Magnoliopsida; Brassicales; Brassicaceae. The record is from RefSeq and is a predicted model, not a curated record. Gene Ontology annotation, biological process: mitotic sister chromatid cohesion. The transcript has 7 exons. The coding region runs from base 32 to 1063 and encodes 343 amino acids. Gene Ontology annotation, cellular component: chromatin; nucleus. Gene Ontology annotation, molecular function: protein-lysine-acetyltransferase activity.